GAAUCACCAUGCCGACCCUUGUUGAUGCUCCCGAUGCUCCGGAUGCAGCCGAAGAAGUCCCCAGCAGUGCUAGCAAAUCCAAGGCUGGAAAACGAAGGACCAAUUCUCCCACUGUGCCAAGUGAUGCUGCCUCCUCGUCGUCUCAAGCCAUUGCUGCUGCCAAUUUGGCCGCGGCGGUGCAAAUGGCUGCCUCCUUGCAAUUGAAUGGUCUCUUGUCACUCUUGACACAGUCAUCGGCGCCCGGUGUUGCCGCUUCGGCAGCGGAUCCGACUGUCUUGCAGGCAACGGCCCUGUCGGCAUCUCUCUCCUCCUCGUCGUGGCAAAUUCCCACACCUGAACAAGCCAAACAAGCUGCGUUAAAGGCCGCCCAAGAAAGUCCUCCCUUUGUUCAUUUGAGCAAGAGUGAUUCGGCACCGCAACUCAAAAUUGUCGAUCAAGAUCGAUUGACUCUCAAGGGUGGAAUGCGAGGUUAUCGUAUGUCGCGUGCCACUCAUGGAGUCUCACAGGGAUGUUACUACUUUGAAGCACUCGUAUUGGAUCCACCCACCAUUCAAGAAAUUGUGGCCAGUUUGCCACCCAAUGCUCGAUUGGGAUCGUCUUUGCAACGACAAAUUCAACAGGCGUUGGAAUAUGAAAAACAACAUCCCGCGGGCGAGGGUAAAAAACGCAAAGCGGAAGAAACCGUACCCCCCGAUUCUUCUACCAAAAAAUCCAAAAGUACCAUUCCUCCCAAACCACAAGUCGGAGGUCAUUUACGAAUUGGUUGGAGUAUGCGCACGGGAGAUUUGCAAGCACCCGUGGGAUAUGACAAGUGGUCCUAUGGAUUUCGCAAUAUAUCCGGAUCCAAAAUUCAUCAAUCGCGACGAGAAGACAAUUGGGGUGGAGAACCCUGGGGACCAGGAGACGUCGUGGGAUGUGCCAUUUUUCUCGAUACCACUGCUGCAGCGGCCGCCAAUCCGGAUGGCAGCAACAACAACAACAAUAAUCACAUUCGAUUUUUCAAAAAUGGAGAACCCAUGGGACACUUUUUCAUUACCAAGGGAAAACGAGAGGGUGGGGCGGCAUUUGAAAAUAUUCAACCCGGUACAUACUAUCCUGCCGUUUCCUCCUAUCUUGGUGGAUCGGUCCAAGUCAAUUUUGGACCCCAUUUCAUUCAUCCUCCUCGCAAAUUGCCGCACGGCAUGUCGGGCAAGUUGCAACCCGUCUCCUCGGUCGAAGUGGCGCCCCUCUCUCGCGACGAAUUGUUGGCGCGACUCAAGAAAAAGAAUAUCUUCUCCAAAGUGGGCAAGGAAUCCCCCGAUGCCAAAGUGCAGGCAUUCAAAGAAGCCAUCUUGGCCGAAUCGCAAGUCUUGCAGGAAUCCUACAAACAACAUCGACGCAAGCAUUUGGAAUUUGUCAUGGCUACCAGGCAAGCACGGAAUUUGAAUGUUAGCGAUUUACAACAAGAAUUGGACCAGUUGGACGAGGGAGAAAAGGACGAGACCAAGAAAAAUACCAAGGAAGAAGAGACCGCUCCUAUGGAAUUGGACGACAAGAAACAAGAAGAAGAAAAGGAGAAAGCAGCACCCGUGGCUCCUGCUGAUGUCGCCAAAGAAGAAGCCAAAGAGGAAGCGUCUGCUCCGGAUUGCUCGGGCGACCAAUAG
Molecule: messenger RNA, 1643 nt
Organism: Seminavis robusta
Lineage: Eukaryota; Bacillariophyta; Bacillariophyceae; Naviculales; Naviculaceae
Source: the annotation of a GenBank genome assembly